CCGCCCGCCGGAGCCCCGCCCCGCCCGUCCUAACCUUCCCGGCUCCCCGCAAACCCCGCUGCUAGCGUCCCGCGCCGCCUGUACUGCAGGAGGGAGCUGCGGGCUCCAGCCGAGCUGGCCCGAGCGCGCUGCCCGCACCAUGCCCCGCAUAGAUGCGGACCUCAAGCUAGACUUCAAGGAUGUCCUGCUCCGACCCAAGCGAAGCAGCCUCAAGAGUCGAGCCGAGGUGGACCUUGAGCGAACCUUCACAUUUCGGAACUCGAAGCAGACCUACUCGGGGAUUCCCAUCAUUGUGGCCAACAUGGACACCGUGGGGACGUUUGAGAUGGCAGUGGUGAUGUCACAGCACUCCAUGUUUACAGCGAUUCACAAGCAUUAUACCCUGGAUGACUGGAAGCUCUUUGCAGUUAAUCACCCAGAAUGCCUGCAGCAUGUAGCCGUGAGUUCGGGAAGUGGGAAGGAUGAUCUGGAAAAGAUGAGCAACAUCCUGGAAGCUGUGCCGCAGGUUAAGUUUAUUUGCCUGGAUGUGGCCAAUGGGUACUCGGAGCAUUUUGUGGAGUUCGUGAAGCUGGUCCGGUCCAGAUUUCCAGAACACACCAUCAUGGCAGGGAACGUGGUGACGGGAGAGAUGGUAGAAGAGCUUAUUCUUUCUGGAGCAGAUAUCAUCAAAGUGGGAGUUGGACCAGAGCUCCAGGCCACUGCAGCUGAGUCCCUGCCCGCCAGGAUCUGGCAGUGGAAUGGGAAAGGAGAAAGGCCGAUUCUGAACCAGAACCAGAGGUUCCGUGUGCACCACCCGCACCAAGACGGGGGUGGGCUACCCCCAGCUGAGCGCUGUGAUCGAGUGCGCAGACUCGGCCCAUGGCCUGAAGGGGCACAUCAUCUCGGACGGAGGCUGCACGUGUCCAGGAGAUGUCGCCAAAGCCUUUGGAAGUGUAGCCAUGCCUUCGGACGGAGAGGAACCACUUUGGGAAAAAAUGCUGGUUGGGAAAGGACACAAGAGCAUUCAGAAAGGGAAGUGAUUGGAAGCCUCUUCAAAGCACUGCUUCCUGAGUUGUGGUCAUCAGGAGGCCUGACUGGACACCAGUUGUCCCUGCCCCCUUAUCAUCAUGGCGGGGGGACCGAGGAGCUGGCAUUUGUUCUGGGGACCCUGCAGGGAAGUCGUCAAAGCUUGCUGCCAAGUCGGGAGGCCCUGUGUCUUGCUUGCCUGAUUCCCAGGCCCAGGGUCCAGCCCUGCAGAGCCGGCCUUCUGUGAUGCUGGUCGGAAGGGCCUGGGACACCCGAGGCACACCUCGAAGUCCUCUUACAAAUAUUUAAGUGACCAGCUGGAAGUGGUCAAGGCCAGUUUUUAGGGGAGUCUGUGCUUGCUCCUUCUGAUCCUUCAUCCUGACUGUGUAACACUUCUGUACCCUGAUAUCCCCCGAUUCUGAACGUAAACCCUCAGUAGGAUGGUCAGGAUGGUGAACGGUGACUGUUUCUAUUUCUUCCGUGUAUGCCUUCUACUUUCCUGACAGCUAGUUACGCCACCUCUGCCAUGUGCUGUGAUAAACACUGAGGACAGAGCAGUGAGCCAGCCCUGGUCCUACCACUCCUGGUUCGGAUCCAACAUAACCUCCAAAGGCCGCUGCAACACCCCAGUCUCCUCUGUACCUGUGCUGGAAGUUUCAUGUCAUUCGGUGGUUUAUAUGGGGUGUUUUUACACUGGAAGUCAAAUGUUUAUCACAACAGAGGUGUGAGUCGAGUUUUACA
Molecule: messenger RNA, 1746 nt
Organism: Bubalus bubalis (water buffalo)
Lineage: Eukaryota; Metazoa; Chordata; Mammalia; Artiodactyla; Bovidae
Gene: GMPR
Product: guanosine monophosphate reductase
Exons: 9
Coding region: 140-1252 (370 amino acids)
Biological process (GO): nucleotide metabolic process
Cellular component (GO): GMP reductase complex
Molecular function (GO): GMP reductase activity
Source: RefSeq, a predicted model, not a curated record